GUUCUUUUGUGUGACCUGCAGGUUAUGGCGGCCAUGUUAGAACUUCUGGAAUAAGUUGCGAAACCUUAACAAACAAUGACAAAUAAAGCAACCAAGAUAACAUGAUCAGAGGAUGCUCACAGACAAGAACAUUUAUGACGUGCCAUAAUACCAUCUACUCCUCGGUUGUCCACAAACUAACUCUCUACUGAAUGGUUCAUUUAGUCUCCUGGGGAUGGCUGCCGACACCAACAUCUUCACCGAUAAGCAGACCAAUAACUGGUUCAAAGCGUGCAUUGCCCUCAAUUUGACAAAGGAUGGAUUGACUGACUUUGUUGUGACGGAAUUAUUAAACGUACAAACAAAAGUUGGUAGAAGUUGUGGACAAUGCUUUAUUCAAAACCUUAUACUGUGUCCAACUCAUUAUGUGUGUAAAAAGAGGAAAGGAAAUAACUGUUCUUUCCACAAUUCACAACAACCAAAGUCAUGUCAAACAUGUGAUAAAGUGAAGCAAGAUAUCACAUUGUUACACAGAUUUAUACGUCCUAGUUGGGAAAACACUAAAGCUGAACUAUGGGCGAGGAAUCCGUGGGAAAUCGGUAAAUGCUACCUCCCACCGGACGGAUAUAGCAGCGUAUCAUCUGUGCAAGAAUCUGACUUCAAUGGUGUGGUUAGCGUUGUGUUGAACUGCAAGCAUUUCGAGACAUGCCUCUCCGUCGCAUGUCUAUCACCGCCUCCACCUGAUAAGAAAUGCCCGCUAGAAAAGGUCCGACAAAUAGGCCGAGAUGUACGCCACACUGCCGACUGCAAGGUUACAGAUGCUGAUCUGCAGUACUUCUUUCUGACACUGACCACCCUACUUGCUGAUCCAGUCCGCUUAUUGCAUGAUACCUCAGCGACAGAAGCGCGCAGGAAACUCAGUGAUUUGCAGAAUGAUCGUCUUUCACUUGACGACUUGGGCAAGUUGUUGAAAGAAGCCAGUCAGACCCUCACACAAGCAAAAGAGGCCGGGGAACAUUUUUCCAAAGAGGCUGAAAGGACCCUACGUGAAGGUCUGAAUACCUUAGAGGCUACAAUACAGGCUGGAAAAGAUCGCAUUGAAAACCAGACACAGGCAGGAGAAAAACGCAUUGAAAUUAAGACACAAGAAAGCAUCAACCUCAUCAAUCGAACUGUGAUUGAAAAGGAUCAAGACGAAUACGAGCGAGGAGUAGCAGAAUUGAUCAAAGAUAUGAAGAAGUUUUACAACGACAACUUAAGUCACGUGCCUAUAUCUCCAUUGAAUGACAACGUCGAUGAAAAAUUACUUGACCUGUAUAUGUCGCCAAAAAUUUUCUCAAUGUGCAAGGACAAAGGGGCCUUUACACAAAAGAACAAACGGGUAACGAAAUACAAAGAUGUGUUUCAAACAGAUAACAAAAUGAACCGACGAAUAUUUCUUCAAGGUGAGGCGGGGUCAGGUAAAACAACAUUCUUGGGAAAGUUGGCCCUGGAAUGGUGUAAGUCCACGUCUAGUCAUAUGGAGUCUUCAAAAAACACCGAUUUAAAAACAAUUGAUGAUCAAAAUAAGUUAAGCUCAUCCUCAACUUAUCAUGAACAAUCGGAUAUGCCAUGUGCAUGGUCUGCAACUAACGACGACUCGGAUACGUCAACUGCAUCCACUGUAACUACUGAACUCUCGGAUAAGUCUAGGGCAUCAUUUCAAACUACUGAAGAAUCGGAUAUUUCUAGCUCAUACGAAUCUUUCUCAGAAGAUAGUGACUCGUCAUGCUACAGCCAGGCUAUUGGUCACACCAAUAACAGCUCAAAUAUAUUUGCUGAUGUGGAUGCUCUUCAAGAUUAUAUUUUCGUAUUCUAUAUUACAUUGAGAAAUUUGGUAAAACGAUUCGAGGUACAUACCAUGAUCAAAGAACAAAUUAUAGACUCAAUUUACUCCGAGGACGACCGUGAGAAGGCGUACAGACUGGUGAAUGAGAUAAUGAAACGUGAACGUUGCUUGGUACUACUUGAUGGUCUAGAUGAGUGGGCCGGGUCUGGAGAUCAUCACAACCUACCGACACUGGUAUCAGUUUUCAACCAAUGUGUGAUGUUUAUGACAACACGGCCUUGGAAAUUGGCUGAAGGUAAAGUUAAGCAUUCGGAAAUCGACGCAGUGUUUCAACUGGAAGGAAUAAAUGAGCCGUUUGAGCUAAGCAGAAUUAUUCUUAGCCGCUUAGUAGCUAAGGCAGAGCUUGAAAUAAAACAUAAAGCAUUUAAGCGUUACAUACGGAAUCAAAAGCUCCGCAAGUUGAUAUCAUCACCCAUGAUGCUGUCUGUAAUUGUAUGCUCAUAUGCAGAAGGAAUAGAACUUAAAGGCUCUAAGUGUGAAAUAUACAUCCUCUUACUGGAGAGUCUUUUGAAGAAAGCGAACAGUGAAAUGCGUACAUUUGAACAGUCUCCCUCUCCUUGCUUCAGAGGUACUCAGUACAUACAGCCCAAUAUGGAACGUCUGAAUCGCCUUGCUGAAAUGGCAUUUCAUUUGUUGUUUGUAAAUGCAAAAGAAAACUCACUAGUGUUUAAUAUUACAGAGUUGAAGAAAUUCAAGAUGGAUGAACGAAAACAACAGGACUUUGCGCUAAAGUCUGGAAUUUUAUCGGCAAAACUAACUGCCUCUACACUGCGAUCAUUGUCAUCAUUUAUGUUUAUCCACAAGAGCAUGCAGGAAUUCCUCGCGGCGUAUCAUAUCGCCUGCAAUACGAAUCUUAUCGAUGAUAUUAUUUCCAUCUACCUUAACCGUCACCCGAAAGCCUAUCUCGACAUAUCACAGGUGUUUAUAUUCCUGUGUGGACUGGAUAUAUCAUACGCGGAAAAGCUGUCAAGGAUGAUGCAUGAACGACAUGCUUUAGAUACGAACGAGUACUCAAACAAUCACAUGUGUAAUAGAAUCGUACUGGCAGGAUAUAGAGAAGCUAAUGCAAACGGAUAUUCCAACAUUUCCCUUAAACUCAGUCACUUCUACAUCAAUAGCAACAAUAUCAUUGACCUUCAUAAGAUUUGGGAAAAUAACGCGGCUAAUGCCAUUGAGUUGUACAUCGAUGACAUGAAACCCUUUGAAAACCGACGAACAUCACUUGCAAACGACGAGUGCGCAUCUCAGAUUACAUUUGACCUUCAUUCGUGCCUGGAGCUGAAAAUUCUUCAUCUUACUGGACGUUGCAUAUUGGUAAAAGAUUCUGCCAGUGUGGGCACAUUGGAAUUUCCGGUCUGCAUUAUUCUAAAUAUUGCCGAUCCAACCCAGUGCACAGAGCUUCCUCCUGUACUUCCCUCCAUCAAAUUCAUUAACUUGACCCGUGUCACAUGUUCCUGUACCUGGCUACGCAGUCUGCUUAGCAUGAUGCUGACACGUAAUUGUAAUAUGUACUGUUGGCUGCGUGACUGUCACUUAACUGCGUGUGGAGACGGCGAAGUCAACACAUCAUACACGACUGGAAACAUAUCUUUACACGUAUAUCAAAACAAAAGCAUAUCAAUAUACCUAGAUGAUGAUACCGGUCUGUGGGAGAUUCUGCAUGGUCUGAGUAUUAAGAGUCUGAGUCUGGAUGGUUUCGGUGACAGUGGUUGUAGAGUGAAUCAUGAAACGUCGUUCUCACAGACGAUAGCAUCGCUCUCAAAGCUGGAAAAACUAGCUGGAGAGUUGCAUGCAGAGUCGUUGACUCAGUCGCUAUCAUCGCUCAAGAGGCUGGAAACUCUUGAUAUUACAAUGGAUGAAUUCAUUCCUUGUCUGUGGAAGGCUGUCCAUAGUCUGAAUAUCAAGAGUCUGACUCUGAGCAGUAGGGAGUGGGGAGAGUUGCAUGCAGAGUCGUUGACUCAGUCGCUAUCAUCGCUCAAGAGGCUGGAAACACUUGAAAUUGGUAUGUCUCAAGACAGUCCUGGUCUGUGGAAGGCUCUCCAUGGUCUGAAUAUCAAGAGUCUAACACUGGAUGGUUUGAAGGGGAAAGGUUUAAGGAUAAAUCACUCAGAGUCGUUGACUCAGUCGCUAUCAUCGCUCGCACAGAUGGAAAAGCUAACCAUUCACGUUCAAAAAGACAGUCCUUGGGAAGCCCUUUAUGGUCUGAAUAUCAAGUAUCUAAAUCUCAGAAUAGAUGAUAGCAGAGGAGAAUUGCAUGUAGAGUCUUUGUCACAAUCACUAUCAUCGCUGAUGAGGCUGCAAAAACUUGAUAUUCGUGUGGAUUCAGAUAUUACUGGUCUUUGGGAUUCUUUCUAUGGCCUUAAUAUCAAGAAGCUGCGUGUGUUUUGCUCUCAAAGGUUUGAGUGUCAAGAGUCUGACUAUUAA
Dreissena polymorpha is the source of this 4291-nucleotide messenger RNA. RefSeq lists its product as uncharacterized. The transcript has 7 exons. The record is from RefSeq and is a predicted model, not a curated record. Gene Ontology annotation, molecular function: ATP hydrolysis activity. Lineage: Eukaryota; Metazoa; Mollusca; Bivalvia; Myida; Dreissenidae. The coding region runs from base 215 to 4291 and encodes 1358 amino acids.